CCGCGAGUCCUCCUUUUUGCACACACACGAAUACAAAGAGCCAAACGACCUUCGGAUGCCAGUGGAUCCUUUCGGGUCCCCAGUCUGUCCUGUAGGGGGCGGCACGGGGGGUGCCACGCGUGGGUGCAGUGAGAACGCCUUGUGCCCACUGACGGUGUGCUCAGCGAGGCCCCUGGAGGCAUCGCGGUAAGGGCUGAGUGCGGCAGCCGGGAAGCACAGCAUCUGCAAAUACAAGAAGGAAUCCUUCCCCUCCGCAGGCCAUGAGGGGCAGCCAUGGCCUGUGUGCUGCGCCCCGGCAGGCAUGCGUCUCCACAGCACCCACAGCUGGGGCCCCGCGCUCCUCUGACCACCCUCAAUGAGAAAGAAGAGUGACGCACAAGCGGCCAGUGUGUGCGUCUCACCAGCCUCUUGAGGCCUGUGGACUAGAGACAUCCUUGGCAGAGGCCCCCCGGUGUGAGCGCGCGGGCACCACACCUGUCGCCAUGUCCUUCAGUGCCACCAUUCUCUUCUCCCCUCCCAGUGGCAGCGAGGCCAGAUGCUGCUGCUGUGCCUGUAAAAGCGAGACUGGCGGAGGCAGCACAGGCUCUCAGGGGGGCAAUCCUCCACCCAGCACCCCCAUCACGGUGACUGGCCACGGCCUGGCCGUGCAGAGCUCCGAGCAGCUCCUGCAUAUCAUCUACCAGCGGGUGGACAAGGCCGUGGGCCUGGCCGAGGCCGCCCUGGGGCUUGCCAGGGCCAACAACGAGCUGCUAAAACGUCUCCAGGAGGAAGUGGGAGAGCUCAGGCAAAGCAAAGUGCCUGCCCCCGAGGAAGAUGGCGAAGGCCGGACGCACAGCUCCCCAGCCCGGGAGACAGGGCCUCUCAAGGAGAGCCCUGGGGAGGCCUGCAAGGCCCUGUCUGCCGUGGAAGAGGAGUGUGACAGCGUGGGCAGCGGCGUACAAGUGGUGAUCGAGGAGCUGCGGCAGCUGGGAGCAGCCUCCGCCGGGGGGCCCGGGCCUCUGGGCUUUCCGGGCCCGCAGAGAGACCUGCGGCUCCCUGGCUGUGCCCUGGCCACGGGGGAGGGCCCCCCGCUGCUCAGCCCUCUGGUGGAUGACUACGUGGCCUCCGAGGGUGCAGUACAGCGGGUGCUUGUUCCUGCUUAUGCCAAGCAACUCUCCCCAGCCACCCAACUGGCUCUCCAGCGGGCAGCCUCAGAGACAGGGCCAGAAAAUGGAAGCAAGCUGCCACCGCCCUGCCCCGAGGACGUGCUCAGCGCUGCGGCUGCUUUGGACGGUGCCUUGGAGGAGCCAGGCCCUGGGAGCACAGGGGAGCUGAGACACUCCCUCGGGUUCACUGCUUCCCCGUGCAGGACACGGGGGAGCGGGCAGAAGAACUCCAGGCGCAAGCGGGAUCUGGUACUCUCUAAAUUGGUUCACAACGUGCACAACCACAUAACCAAUGACAAGCGAUUCAACGGGUCUGAAAGCAUCAGGUCCUCUUGGAAUAUCUCCGUAGUGAAGUUCCUUCUGGAAAAGCUCAAGCAGGAGCUGGUGACCAGUCCCCACAACUACACUGACAAGGAGCUGAAAGGUGCCUGUGUGGCCUACUUCCUCACUAAGCGGCGUGAGUACCGCAACUCUCUGAACCCCUUUAAAGGCCUGAAGGAAAAAGAGGAGAAGAAACUUCGAAGCCGCCGAUACCGGCUUUUCGCCAACCGAUCCAGCAUCAUGAGGCAUUUCAGCCCCGAGGACCAACGCUUGUGGAAGGAUGUGACGGAAGAGCUGAUGUCGGAUGAGGAGGACAGUCUUAAUGAGCCGGGGGUCUGGGUGGCCCGCCCGCCCCGCUUCCGGGCCCGGCGCCUCACAGAACUCUGCUACCACCUGGACGCUAACUCCAAGCACGGCACCAAGGCCAACCGCGUGUAUGGGCCGCCCUCAGACAGACUGCCCUCUGCUGAAGUGCAGCUCCUCCCACCAGAACUCUACAACCCUAAUUUCCAGGAGGAGGAAGAUGAGGGAGGGGAGGAGAAUGGACCCGUCUCCCCAUCUUUUGACCAACCCCACAAAACCUGCUGUCCUGACUUGAACUCGUUCAUUGAAAUCAAAGUAGAAAAGGAUGAGUGAAAUCCGUAGCCAGGAAUGACUCUGGCUUCUGCCUCUCCCCAUGUCCCAGAAACGGGCAGCUGGGGGGGUACCCCCUGCAGCCCGAGAAAGCCAGUCAUCUCUCUUCACAACACAGUCUCCACUGGGAGUGGAAACUGGGCGCUCUGACAAGAUAAAAGGACUGAUGUAGAAGGGGAGACCUCCCCGCACUGGGAAUGGCAAGCCAGAAAAUGCUUAUUCCUAAGCACAAAAGGUGCCUCGGAGGAGCCUGGGAGAAGAGGAGGAGGCUGGGUGUAAGAAACAUGAAGCCUUCUUGACAUAUA
This is a messenger RNA of Lepus europaeus (European hare), 2404 nucleotides long. RefSeq names its product chromosome 11 C14orf93 homolog (gene C11H14orf93). The transcript is spliced from 7 exons. Bases 483 to 2102 code for a protein of 539 amino acids. The record is from RefSeq and is a predicted model, not a curated record. NCBI's taxonomy places the organism in Eukaryota, Metazoa, Chordata, Mammalia, Lagomorpha, Leporidae.